Tachyglossus aculeatus (Australian echidna) is the source of this 4876-nucleotide messenger RNA. It is a transcript of the gene SLITRK3, whose product is annotated as SLIT and NTRK like family member 3. Bases 567 to 3569 code for a protein of 1000 amino acids. Lineage: Eukaryota; Metazoa; Chordata; Mammalia; Monotremata; Tachyglossidae. Gene Ontology annotation, cellular component: GABA-ergic synapse; postsynaptic density membrane. The record is from RefSeq and is a predicted model, not a curated record. Gene Ontology annotation, biological process: positive regulation of synapse assembly; regulation of presynapse assembly; axonogenesis. Gene Ontology annotation, molecular function: protein binding. The transcript is spliced from 2 exons.
UGGGAGGCGUUUUUCCCUUCACCUCCCGUGGACUGAAGGAGACUCCGGGCAGGGGAUUGCACGGUGAGAGGAGUGACAUCCUUUGGAAAGGUGAGGGGGGAAAAACAAACAAACAAAAAAACCAGAAACGUUUCAGGACCGAUUAAAUCAACGGUACUCCCGGACCCCCAGGACUUCAGGCUGUCUCUAAGAGACGGAAAAUAAAGCGAAUGUCGUCCUUGGAAACUUAAAUCCCUCCAGAGGUGGAGGACCUUCGAAGAUGGGGCCGGGAGCCGGUUUUCCAGCUGAGGAUCACGGUGGUAGGUGCGUGCAAAGCUUUCCUAACGGUGGGCUGCCACCGUUUCCCCCCUUUUAGCUCAUCUGCAAGACUCCGAGGUGGAAGCCCUUAAAAGGAUUACAAGCCUCAUUCUGGUGGCGUUCCUAAAAGUUGCUGGCCGGAGGAAGAGAAAGCGUUAUGGAUACAAAGCAUCUUCCUAAAGAGUUCGCAUCUCGCCCAGUGCAGCCGCUCAGAGCAAAUCCCGGGCAUCUUUAGCGCGCCGCACGGAUAGUUUUGUAAGCAACCGCAAAUGAUGAAAUCUUCUACGGCAGAAGCUUUCCAUAAAGGAAGGAUGUUGUGGAUAAUUCUUCUAAGCACAAUUUUUGCUCUAGGAUGGACUACACCAAUCCCCUUGAUAGAGGACUCAGAGGAAAUAGACGAGCCUUGCUUUGAUCCCUGUUACUGUGAAGUGAAAGAGAGCCUUUUUCAUAUACAUUGUGACAGUAAAGGAUUUACAAAUAUUAGUCAGAUCACAGAGUCCUGGUCGAGACCUUUUAAACUUUAUCUGCAGAGGAAUUCCAUGAGGAAACUGUACACCAACAGUUUCCUCCACUUGAACAAUGCCGUAUCUAUUAACCUUGGGAACAAUGCACUGCAGGACAUUCAGUCGGGAGCCUUCAACGGCCUUAAGGUUUUAAAGAGGUUGUACCUGCACGAGAAUAAAUUAGACAUCUUCCGAAACGACACUUUCCUGGGCCUGGAAAGUCUGGAAUACCUGCAGGCCGACUACAACGUCAUCAAGCGCAUCGAAAGCGGGGCGUUUCGAAACCUGAGCAAAUUGCGGGUCCUGAUCUUGAACGACAACCUCAUCCCCAUCCUUCCCACCAACCUGUUCAGGGCCGUGUCUCUGACCCACCUAGACCUCCGGGGAAACAGGCUGAAGGUGCUCCCUUACCGGGGAAUGCUGGAUCACGUUGGCAGGACCCUGAUGGAGAUCCAGCUGGAAGAAAACCCCUGGAACUGUACCUGCGAGAUCGUGCAGCUGAAGACCUGGCUGGAACGCGUCCCUUACACGGCCCUGGUGGGCGACAUCACCUGCGAAACCCCCUUCCACUUCCACGGUAAGGACCUGCGGGAGAUCCGGAAGGCGGAACUCUGUCCCCUGCUGACGGAGUCGGAGGUGGAAGCCAGCCUGGGGAUCCCCCAGCUGUCCUCCAGCAAGGAGAACACCUGGCCCACGAAGCCCUCCUCGAUGCUGUCCUCGGUCCAUUUCACCGCCUCUUCGGUCGAGUACAAGUCCUCGAACAGGCAGCCCAAGCCCACCAAACAGCCGCGGACGCCCAAGCCGCCGCCGACGUCGCGGGGCCCGUACCCGGGGCCCAACCAGCCGCCCGUGGCCGCUUACCAGACCCGCCCCCCCAUCCCCAUCAUCUGCCCCACGGGCUGCAUCUGCAGCUUGCACAUCAACGACCUGGGCCUGACGGUCAACUGCAAAGAGAGGGGGUUCAGCAACAUCUCGGAGCUCCUCCCCAGGCCCCUGAACGCCAAGAAGUUGUACCUGAGCAGCAACCUGAUUCAGAAGAUCUACCGGUCCGACUUCUGGAACUUCUCCUCCCUGGAGCUCCUGCACCUGGGGAACAACCGCAUCUCUUACGUCCAGGACGGGGCCUUCAUCAACCUGCCCAACCUGAAGAGCCUGUUCCUCAACGGCAACGACAUCGAGAGGCUCACGCCGGGCAUGUUCCGGGGCUUGCAGAGCCUGCACUACCUGUACUUCGAGUUCAACGUCAUCCGGGAGAUCCGGCCGGCGGCCUUCAGCCUCAUGCCCAACCUGAAGCUGCUCUUCCUCAACAACAACCUGCUGCGGAAGCUGCCCACGGACGCCUUCGCGGGGACCUCGCUGGCCCGGCUCAACCUGCGCAAGAACUACUUCCUCUACCUGCCCGUGGCCGGGGUCCUGGAGCACCUGAACGCCAUCGUGCAGAUCGACCUCAACGAGAACCCCUGGGACUGCACCUGCGACCUGGUGCCCCUGAAGCAGUGGAUGGAGACCAUCAGCUCCGUCAGCGUGGUGGGCGACGUCCUCUGCGGCAGCCCCGAGAACCUCACCCGCCGCGACGUGCGCACGGUGGAGCUGGAAGCGCUCUGCCCGGAGAUGCUGCGCGGCACCGGCGCCGGGGCCGGAGCCUCCCCGGCGCUCCCGGGAGCGGGCCGGCCGCCGGCCGGGGGGCCCACGGGCGCUUCGCCCUCGGAGUUCUCGCCGCCCGGGGGUGCCGUGCCCCUCUCCGUGCUGAUCCUCAGCCUGCUCGUGCUCUUCUUCUCCGCCGUCUUCAUCGCGGCGGGCCUCUUCGCCUUCGUCCUCCGCCGGCGCCGCAAGAAGCUGCCCUUCCGCAAGCGGCAGGAGGGCGUGGACCUGACGGGCAUCCAGAUGCAGUGCCACCGGCUCUUCGAGGACGGCGGAGGCGGGGACGGCGGCGGGGGCGGCGGGGGCGGCGGCCGUCCCGGCCGGGCUUCGCCCGAGAAGGCCCCCUCCGUGGGCCACGUGUACGACUACAUCCCGCACCCGGUGACCCAGAUGUGCAACAACCCCAUCUACAAGCCCCGGGAGGAGGAGGAGGCGGCGGAGGCGGAGGCGGCGGCGGGGGCCCAGGAGGCCGGCGGCCCCGAGAGGGGCGGCGCUGGGCCUCAGCCCCCUCGGGUGGGCGAGCUCCUGCUGGCGGAGGAGCAGUUUUCCGAGACGGCCCAGGAGAACCCCACUAACUACCGGACCUUGCUGGAGAAGGAGAAGGAGUGGACCCUGGCCGUAUCCAGCUCCCAGCUCAACACCAUAGUGACCAGGAACCACCAACACCCCGCACACCCUCACCGCCCCGCCGCGGGGGGUGGCGGCGGCGGCGGCGGCGGCGUGGCGGGGGUGGUGGGGAGCGUGGCGGGAGACUUGGCCGGGUUCCGCCACCACGAGAAGAACGGAGGUGUGGUGCUCUUCCCCCCGGGGGGAGGCUGUGGGGGCGGCGGCGGAGGCGGCGGGUUCCUCGACCGGGAGAGGCCCCAGCCGGCCCCCUGCAUGGUGGGCUUCGUGGACUGCCUCUACAGCACGGUGCCCAAGUUGAAGGAACUGCACGUCCACCCUCCUGGCAUGCAAUAUCCAGACUUACAGCAGGACGCCAGGCUCAAAGAAACCCUUCUCUUCUCGGCUGGAAAGGGCUUCUCAGACCACCAAACCCAAAAAAGCGAAUACCUCGAGUUAAGGGCCAAACUCCAAACCAAGCCGGAUUACCUCGAAGUCCUGGAGAAAACAACCUAUAGGUUCUGAAUGGAAAAAAAAAAAAAGUUAGCGCUUUUAAAAAAAAAAUCAAUAUCUCCCUAACGCCCACCCCCCCCACCUCCCCGCCAACCGGCCCCUGUCGAGCCCCCUCUAUCUUACCCCUCUCCCACCCCGACAGAACAAAUCCGCAUGAUAACUAGAGAAUACAGAUGUGUGCUCUCCCCCUCCCGGAUGUGUUUCGGAGGAAGGGUCAUACUCAGAUCAUUAAUCAAUGAAGUGCCUUCGCAGACUUUUGCCAGCAAAUGUUAUCAAUCAUUAUUUUUUUAUACUGAAACUUGAGACUUUGACUGUGCCAUGUAUAAGGUAUAUGGAGGAUCUUUGUAUCGAUCCUGAUUGAGUAAAAUUCUAUGUGUCUUUUUUUUGCAGUAAUUUACUUUUUUUCUUUUUUCUUGUUUUUCGUUUAGGGGUUUACUUUUGUUUGGAGGGGAGGUGGGGGGAAGAUAGCACUGUGGCUUUCUUUCUCCUCGCCCAUCAUGGCACAGAUUCUGUACAUGUAUUGAUGAUGCAGUUUGCUGCAUGCCUGGAAACUGCAAGAGGGGGAGGGAGGGGGCGGGUCUUGCUCGAAUGUUCUCAGUCACUCUCUUGUCUCUCGCUCUCUCCCGCACACAAACACACACACGCACGUGUACACACAGACACACACACGCACACACACACUCAAAACACGUGCACACACAGAAAUACAUACACACACACGCACAGUUCCCCAUCCACCGCUUCCGCUUCUCUCUCCCCCCCCAUAACCUUCACCCUUCCUCUCUCACCCUCACCCCCUCACCCAUCCUUAACAAUCCACCGAGCCACAUGCUCGGGAUCACCCGCCUUCCCUCCCUUUUCCCCCCAUCCUCUCUCUUCGCCAAAUCACCGCAGCGUUUUUUCCUUCCCAUCCGCUGAGGGAAGUUCCAUUCCACCCCCAACCCAUCCCCAGCGACCAACUUAAAGGAUGUGACACACAGCGCGUACCUAGGGAUAAGCCACCUCUUUGUGACACUUCAUCCUGACGCCAAGAUUUUUUGGAGGACAUCCGCACUUUCUUAUAUAUAUAUAUAUAUCAAAAAUAUAUAAAAAAAGCAACUGGAAUAUAUCACUAACAGCUUUGUAGGAAAGCACUUUUAAUGUUUUCGCUCUCUCACACACACACACACAAAGAUUCAAAAACAAUGUGCAUAUAUUUAUUCUGUAAUUUCAGUGACUAUAAAUUGUAAAGGUAAUGUUUAAUCAUUGUAUAGUGAUUAUGCGUCUGGUAUAGCUUUCCUAAUAAAACGUUUUGAAAAAAAUACACACAUAUAUAUAUA